GGGUCCGUGAGGGCGCGUGGGGGCGGCGGCAGGGGUGCGAAACCAGGGCCCGAGGGGCGCGCGUGGCCGGGAGCGGACUUGCAAGGCGCCUUCCAAGGCUCCUCGCUCGCAUGCCACUUGCUUGAAACAUACCCAUCUACCAUCCACCCCGUCUGUCCUACCAUCCCUGUGCACCUCGCUGUGUGGCUCGGGGCCUUGCAGAGCGCGGGUGUUAGGAGGCGACCGUGCGAACCCCAGGCUCACCCAAUAGGGGGCUGCAGCAGGAAUGCGGCAGGAAUGGCACAAGCUUAGAGUGGGGGCCCUUUCCAGAGGCAGCCCCUCCUGACUGUGACUUUGGACACCUCGCUGAAUCUCUGCUUCCUCCCCUGCAAAAAUGAAAAUUCAUUCAAGGGAUGAAGUUAAGAAGUGCCAAGGGUGAGGAUCUCCUUUAGAAGAGGAGAAGCCUUGCAUCAACCUCUUGGGCCUCAGCCAAGAUGUCUGAGAUACUGUCCACUAUAGUCUCCAAGAACAUGACCAAUGACAGGACCCCAUCACAUUGGAUUGGAGGCCCACCCCGCUCCAGAAUGGCCUCAGCUUAGUGAAUUGUAGCUGCAAAGACCUUAUUUCCAAACCAGAUCACAUUCUGAGACAGUGGGGGUUGGGACUUCAACAUACGAAUUGGGAUGACACAGUUCAACCCACAACAGACCAUGAGGAAGGUGUCACUGUGAAGGUAUAUUUAUCAUUCCACACUGAAGAUGCAACUGUCAUGGGGUCCUGGGUGCCAUCUGCUCUGCAUUAGGAGGACUGGCACCCUGAGCAGCCCACCGGAGACCACGUUCCGGCAGCCCCUGUCCCUCAGGCACCGACCAGGAUCUCCGAGCUGCAAAGGAUUCCUGGGUAGAACAGCCUGGAAUCCAUGAACAUCAGCUCUUCUUCAAGCACUGAAGAGAACCCAAAGAAACAGGCAAGAAAAAAUGAAGAACAUGGUCCUGACCCUUCAGCGAACCCUUUCCACUUAUCUGGGGAUGUGGAUUUCUUCUUGCUCAGAGAUCAGGAGCGGAAUAAGGCUCUCUCCGAACGGCAGCAGCAGAAGACGAUGCGGGUGCACCAGAAGAUGACCUGCUCCUCGAAAGUGUCGGCUAAGCACACCAGCCUGCGGCGGCAGCUGCAGCUGGAGGACAAGCAGGAGGACCUGGAGGCGCGCGCCGAGGCCGAGCAUCAGCGCGCCUUCCGCGACUACACGACCUGGAAGCUCACCUUGACCAAAGAAAAGAAUGUGGAGCCUGAGAACAUGAGUGGCUACAUUAAGCAGAAGCGGCAAAUGUUCCUCCUCCAGUAUGCCCUGGAUGUCAAGCGGAGAGAGAUCCAGCGGCUGGAGACGCUGGCGACCAAAGAGGAGGCCAGGCUGGAGCGGGCCGAGAAGUCCCUGGAGAAGGACGCCGCCUUGUUCGAUGAGUUCGUCAGGGAGAAUGACUGCAGCUCCGUGCAGGCCAUGAGAGCGGCUGAGAAGGAGACCAAAGCCAAGAUAGAGAAGAUCCUUGAGAUCCGGGACCUCACCACCCAGAUUGUUAAUAUCAAAAGUGAGAUCUCCAGAUUUGAAGACACUCUGAAGCAUUACAAGGUCUAUAAGGAUUUCCUAUACAAGCUGUCGCCCAAGGAGUGGCUUGAAGAACAGGAAAAGAAACACUCGUUUCUCAAAAAGGCCAAGGAGGUCUCCGAGGCUUCCAAAGAGAACAGUGUUAACUCCACACCAGGGGACAAAGGACCAGGGAUCAAGGGCAAGGCGAGCUCCAUGUGGGCCAAAGAGGGUCAGGGCACAAAGAAGCCCUGGAGGUUUCUGCAGACGAUGCGGCUGGGGCGGAGCCUGUCUUACCUGAGCAGCCCCCAGCAAGGCAGCCAGCCCAGCGAGUCCAGCGGUGGCGACUCCAGAGGGUCGAACUCUCCCAUCCCCGCCACGCAGGAGGACACCGACAGCGAUGGGGAGGAACCACAGCUGUACUUCACGGAGCCCCAGCAGCUCCUGGAUGUCUUCCGAGAGCUGGAGGAGCAGAACCUGUCGCUGAUCCAGAACAGCCAGGAGAUGGAGAAGACCCUGGAGGAGCUGAGCCACACCCUGAAACACACCCAGAUCCGCAUGGACAGGGAGGUCAACCAGCUGAAGCAAUGGGUCACCACAAUGAUGAUGUCCAUCACCAAGGAGGAGGACACAGCAGCUGAGCUGGAGCUCAAAGCCCGAGUCUUCCACUUCGGCGAGUACAAGGGCGAUCAGCAGGAUAAGCUGCUAGAGAGCCUGAACUGCAAGGUGCUGGAUGUGUACCGGCACUGCACCGGCACCCAGCAGGAGGCCAACCUGGGCACCGUGCAGAUGCUGUCCAUCAUUGAGCACCAGCUGGAUGAGCUGCUAGAGAACCUGGAGCACGUGCCCCAGGUCAAGAUCGAGCAGGCCGAGAGGGCAAAGGAGAAGCAGCGGCGCAUCAGACUUCGAGAAGAGAAGCUCCAGAUGCAAAAGAUCCUACAGGAGGAGCGUCUGCAGCGGGCCCAGGCGCGCGCCCAGGCUGAGAUCAAGAAGAAGAGAGGCAGGACACUGGUAUGCCGCUCACGACCCCCAGCCCACAGGAUCAAACAACAGUCUGAGCACACACUGAUGGACAAGGAGAAGGAGGAGCUGCUAUUUUUCUUUACUUAAUCUUCGCAGACCAUAGCUGUUCUGGCUGAAGGCUUAGCAAAGAUGUUGGCAGAGGAAGCAGAGACUGGGCUGGGUCUCAAGUGGCCCAACUGAGUCCUCUCUGUCUCCUGUGUGCUCCCUUCCUCACCUGAAUAAAUUCAUGUCUCUCUGGA
Molecule: messenger RNA, 2820 nt
Organism: Gorilla gorilla gorilla (western lowland gorilla)
Lineage: Eukaryota; Metazoa; Chordata; Mammalia; Primates; Hominidae
Gene: CFAP100
Product: cilia and flagella associated protein 100
Exons: 20
Coding region: 899-2668 (589 amino acids)
Cellular component (GO): ciliary basal body
Source: RefSeq, a predicted model, not a curated record